AGGUGGUGAGCAAGGUAAAGGGUUUUAAAUGUACCAAAUAGACCAGGGUGAAGCCUUUAUAUGUACCAAAUGGACCAAGGUGAGGGUUUGAAAUGUACCAAACGGACCAGGGUGAGUCAGCUUGUGUGGUACAAAACCAGUUUGGCCCAGCAAAAUAAUGGUGGCCAAACAGAGAAUCCGGAUGGCAAACGAGAAACACAGUAAAAACAUCACACAACGAGGGAAUGUUCCCAAAAGUUCGAAAACAACACCAGAUGAAAAAUCAUCAGUUGGUCCCUGGCUAUUGGCACUUUUCAUUUUUGUUGUUUGUGGAUCAGCUAUCUUCCAGAUUAUUCAGAGUAUCCGGAUGGGCAUGUGAAAUGGAUAAAAUUCAAAUCUCUACCUUUUUAAGUGUCUUGCUGUUAAUUCCAGCUGUGAGUCUGACCAUUCCAACACUUCCUUUGUCUUACAAACGAUGGAUUUUACAGAAUUGAUCUUUCUGUCAUUGCUUUUGAAGAAACUUUUAAUUCCAUGGUGUUGCUAAAAGUCUAGUUCAUUCCUUCGUGUGACCCAAGAAGGCAAGGAUAUAGUAAAAGCCAUCCAACAGUUUAAUUUUGUAUUUUAAUCAGGGAAAUAGUUUGUAAGAUCAUAUUUAAUGUGAAUACUUUAUCAUUAUAUAUAGUUGGUAUGUAGGUAAGAACUUUUUUGGUGUACUCAAAUUUUUCCCCAUUCUUUCAUGAUCCUUAAAUUGUAGAGAACGUGGUUCUGCUCCCUGUCCAAUUUGAGAUCCAAAAUGUGCAUCUUUCUAAAUCAAAUUUAUAAUUCUGGAAAAGUGCCUUCUUUUGUAUAUUAAAGUGUACAACCAUUUUAGGGCUUUGGUCUGAAUGCUUCUCUGAUCUUAGAACGUGAAUUGAUUUUCGUGUUUGUUUUUCUGUUGAAAUAAGGGUGAUCUACUGUCAUGUCUUAAAAUAUUUGUCUGAUUGAUCCAAGAACUAGCUGAAUUUGGGAGGGAGAAGAGAAUGGUUUGAGGGGGGGUGGUGGUUUCUGUUUUAAGUGACCCAAGGCAGCCAUCUGUAUGUUUAAGAGCCUAAAACUGUCCCAUUCUCUUGGGUGAGAGCAGCCAGUUCCAAGUUAUGUCCACAGGCAGUUUCUUCUCUUGGUAAAUGAAACAAGCUAAAUGUAAGAAGCUUCUCCAUUGCCUACACUGUAUGGUCUGAUAAUGUUGUAAAUCGCGGCAUGCUGAUAACUCCACAUUUUGUGAUUGCUUGAUUGCUGCUUUGUCUCAUCAGGUCCAAUCGACUGUGUUUGACUGUAAGCAGCUGCAGCAUUUGUCGCCGAAAUAAAUAUAUUUUUGCUUGAAA
Messenger RNA from Rhincodon typus (whale shark), 1340 nucleotides. Its product is annotated as stress-associated endoplasmic reticulum protein 1. Gene Ontology annotation, cellular component: endoplasmic reticulum. The transcript is spliced from 4 exons. The coding region runs from base 158 to 358 and encodes 66 amino acids. NCBI's taxonomy places the organism in Eukaryota, Metazoa, Chordata, Chondrichthyes, Orectolobiformes, Rhincodontidae. Gene Ontology annotation, biological process: endoplasmic reticulum unfolded protein response. The record is from RefSeq and is a predicted model, not a curated record.